Amphimedon queenslandica is the source of this 1422-nucleotide messenger RNA. RefSeq lists its product as uncharacterized. The record is from RefSeq and is a predicted model, not a curated record. Gene Ontology annotation, biological process: signal transduction; activation of GTPase activity; nucleocytoplasmic transport. Lineage: Eukaryota; Metazoa; Porifera; Demospongiae; Haplosclerida; Niphatidae. The coding region runs from base 49 to 1422 and encodes 457 amino acids. Gene Ontology annotation, molecular function: GTPase activator activity; small GTPase binding. The transcript has 5 exons. Gene Ontology annotation, cellular component: perinuclear region of cytoplasm; cytosol; nucleus.
CACUCAAGGGCGAGGCUCAUUUUAAAGGUGGGGCUCAUUUUCUCAAAGAUGGAAAUCUCUUUCGAUGCUUUCUUGUCCUCUACGCCAAGUAUAAAGGAACUAACGGAGCAUGUUAAUGUUGGUGCUAAGUGGAACACACUUGGCACGAUGCUUGGCUUGGAUCGGAGACGAUUACAAGAUAUUAAGGAGCAAGCAGGUCCAUGCAUUGACAAGAUGAUAGAGAUGUUCAAUCUAUGGCUGGCCACUACUCCUACUGCUAGUAGGAGACAAGUACUGGAGGCAUUGAGAAAAAGUGUAGUGGAAGAGAAUGCACUUGCUGAUGAAUAUGAAAAGCACUUGAGAGAAUUGCAUCAAGAAACUUAUGUACCACCAUCUACUGAGGCAGUUUCUAUUCUUCAAAGGAAUAUUCAAUCAUUGAAUGAAGCUCUUGUCUCUCCUGUACAAGUGUCUCAACUGUUAUACUGUAAGAGAUGUAUAAGUGAAGCUACUCUGAAUGAAAUGGAGAGGAUAGAUCAGAGGAGGUCACUGGAUGACAAGAAGACCACUCUAUUGACUGCCAUGCAAGAAACAGUGUCUAGUGACUACAGGAAACUUAAAGAUAUUGCUACAGUGCUAUCUGAUGUUGAAGAAACAAGAGAUAUAGCCAAUAAAAUCAUGGCCAAAUAUGAGAAAAUUCCUCAAGAGGAGGAUGACGUAGUAGUACAACCACAGGUGGGAGUAGUCAGUAAUGAAGAUCGUGCUAGUGAUAUAUUGAGGAAUAGUUACAGUGCUCUCUCUCAGUCAAUUACUGAACCAGUUCGUGUAGCAAGGUUGCUUCAUGGAGAGGUUAUAUCUGAUGAGGCUCUGUCUUGUGUCAUGUCUACCAGAGGUUCUGUCUCUGUCAGUAGAGCAGUUCUCCUCAAAGCUGUACGAGAUGCUGUUCACUCCAACUACAAACACCUGGAGUUGUUUGUUACUGUAUUACAAAAAGACCUUAAAGAGAGUCAACGCAUUAAUGUUCAAAAGGAAGAAGUGAUUGAUGAACUAAAGGAGAAAAUCUCAUCACUAAAAAAAAAAAAAACUGUAAACAAGGAAAGCAUAAUUAAAGCCCUAACUACUGGUUCAAUGAGUGAUGAUGGAGUCAUUGCACUAGCAGAGUCACUGCUAUAUAACGAAGCACUCGAAAACUUGCAUCUUAAUGACAAUCCUGGCAUCACUUCAGAUAGUGCUCGUUCACUGGCUAAACUUUUACUCAUUAACAAGACACUCAAGUACCUUCGUCUCCAUCAUACCAGCAUUGAUACUGAUGGAGUAAUGAUGCUGAUGGAAUCUCUGGUGACCAAUCAUACACUAGUGAAACUCUGGCUAGACAAACAGCAUGAAAAAACUUGUUUUGCUUCACCUCAUUACAAGGAUAUUGAAAGCAUAUUAUAUUUUUUGUAG